AUGUCAAUUUUAUUUUCUAAAACUGGAAAAGGUAAGCCAGUUCUGACUGAGAAUGGUUAUGAUUACAUUGAAGAACGUACGUAUGAAAAUAAAGUAUACUGGCGAUAUACACAAUGCAACAAACAGAAAUGUAACGUUGAAUUGCAUACAACUAAUAACACGAUUUGUCAUCGAGUUGGCGAUCACAAUCAUGCUCCAAAUCCGAAUACAAGUGAAAUUCGUCGAUGUCGUUCUGAAAUACGUGGCCUGUCUAAAACAACAAUGGUCACACAUCCAAUUGUUGCCACAUCAAUUACCACAACAUCUGCUGCAAUGUUAAGCUAG
Rotaria sordida is the source of this 324-nucleotide messenger RNA. The record is from the annotation of a GenBank genome assembly. NCBI's taxonomy places the organism in Eukaryota, Metazoa, Rotifera, Eurotatoria, Philodinida, Philodinidae.